Molecule: messenger RNA, 1335 nt
Organism: Lactuca sativa (garden lettuce)
Lineage: Eukaryota; Viridiplantae; Streptophyta; Magnoliopsida; Asterales; Asteraceae
Source: RefSeq, a predicted model, not a curated record
UUUUUGCAACAUAAAAUACGAGUAUGACAGAGAGUUUGUAAACAGACCUUUGCGGUGUCAGCAUUGCUCGAAGCUCUUCAUUGCCUAUGACAUAACUGCACAAGGGGCAGCACCGGAAGUUCCCGGACCCCGUGCUGACGUGUACAAGGAAGCUGCUGGAAAUACGCCAAAUGGUAACCAUGUGAAUCUUGAUGAUGAUAGUAAGUUUGUAAACUGCCCGGAUUUAGAAUUCAGUAAUUUUGACAAAGAUAAAGAGGAAGAUUGUUUCGCAGUUGACCAAAUCUGGGCAUGUUAUGAUUCUGUCGACGGGAUGCCAAGGUUCUAUGCAAAAAUUAGGAAAGUUUUUACACGCAAUUUUAAGUUGAAGAUCACAUGGUUAGAGGCUGACCCAGAUGAUGAAUCCGAAAUAAAAUGGGCAGAAGAAGGGUUACCCGUUGGAUGUGGGAAAUUUGUGGGUGGUAAAUCAGAGGAAACAAAAGAUCGCCUCAUCUUCUCUCAUCGGAUAGUUUCUAAAAAUAGUUCGAGGAGAAAUUCUUUUGUUAUUUAUCCUCAAAAAGGUGAAAUAUGGGCUUUAUUCAAGGAUUGGGAUAUCAAAUGGGGUUCAGACCCAGAAAACCAUACUAAAUUCAAAUUUGAUAUUGUGGAAAUUCUUGAUGUGCAUGCUAUUGGCAGUGUAUCUGUUGCUUUAUUGGUCAAAGUCAAAGGGUUUGUAAGUCUUUUUAAGAAAACAGCUUGGGGAGGGUUAAAUGACCGAAAAAUCCCUGGGAAUGAACAUUUAAGAUUCUCCCAUCGAAUCCCAUCAACAAAACUGACUGGUUCAGAAAGAGCUGGAGUGCCACCUGGAUCUUUUGAGCUUGAUACAGCUUCUUUAUCAGAUGAUCUUCAAGACUAUUAUUAUUCCAUCAAUCCUGAAGUGCUUAAAGGAUUGCCCUUGAAUGAAGGUCAAUGUAACUAAUUUCAGGCACUUGAAAAAAUUAGUGAAUAUUGUAGGCUUUAUAUGCAAAUUAAAAAGCCUCUCCAUUUUGUGCCAUUUUUUAUAGGUGAUCUUAUUUUCAUGUAAUUUAUUUUAACUUGUGUUUAGUUUUAUUGGUACCCAAGAAUUAUUAAAGGGUAGGUUGUAGUAAGCAGCAAAAAAAACUUCCGGGAUAUUUUUUUUGUUGUAUUUGUGGGGCAGAUUUUAUUAGAUUUGUCUGGAAAAUUGUCCUUUUGGUGUUCAAAAGUUCGAGAAGAAUCAUAUAUUUGAGUAUUUGACCAUUACUUUUUAGUGUUGUCUCUUUUUUUAUUGCGAAGAAUAUGAGGGCAUUUUAGCAUUUAUGUCUUUUCAAUAUUCAAGAG